Messenger RNA from Peronospora matthiolae, 153 nucleotides. NCBI's taxonomy places the organism in Eukaryota, Oomycota, Peronosporomycetes, Peronosporales, Peronosporaceae. The record is from the annotation of a GenBank genome assembly.
AUGGACCUGUCAACGGUCAAAGUGACCCUGGCGCUUGCGGCUACUUGGGGGAGACUGCCAAGCACGGCGACAUCCGACGUCUACGUCAAAGCGGACCAGGAGCCGCACCUCCGCAUCUUCCUGCAGAUGCCGCUCGGCAUGCCGGUCGGAUGA